AUGGCAGGGAACGGGAAGUGCAAGGCGAUGACUACAACGCUGCACUUGAAACUGAGUUACCCCCAGAUCCAGCUGGCAUUGGUUGUCGGUGUCUGCGGUGGCGUCCCAUACGGCAACGAUGGGCGGGACACUUUUUUAGGGGAUGUCCUUGUUAGCGAUCGUCUCGUUCAGUGGGAUACUGGGACUUUGCUUCCCAGCGCAUGCGUGCACAAAGACGGGCCUCAGAACAUCCAAGGCCGGCCAUGCCAUCGUAUGGAAACCUUUCUUGCCAUAGUCAAAACGCCGGAUGAAAGGCGUCAGCUGGAGUCGAGCAGUACUACUAGUACAUCCAUGACUACGACAUCGCCAACAUCUACAGGGACUAGUACACCAUAUGGACAGUGUGGUGGUACCGGAUACACUGGGCCAACUGAAUGCCCGAGCGGAUGGAAGUGCACUUACCAGAAUGCGUAUUACUCUCAGUGUCUACAAUAG
Molecule: messenger RNA, 474 nt
Organism: Aspergillus udagawae
Lineage: Eukaryota; Fungi; Ascomycota; Eurotiomycetes; Eurotiales; Aspergillaceae
Exons: 2
Coding region: 1-474 (157 amino acids)
Biological process (GO): carbohydrate metabolic process; nucleoside metabolic process
Cellular component (GO): extracellular region
Molecular function (GO): cellulose binding; catalytic activity
Source: RefSeq, a predicted model, not a curated record